GUUGACACUGACAUUGAUUGUCCUUCUAUAAAAUGAAUAAAAACGUAAAGAAAUACAUGGACUAUUUCGGUAUAACCGAAUUACUCAGAUUCUUCCAAACAGUGAAGGAGCAUGGUGGAAUCAUCGCGUCCCUAUAUAAAAUAUACCGAAUGGACAGCCUGAGGCACGGCCAGUGUGUGGGCGAGGACAAGUUCGGAAACAAAUACUUCGAGAACAGAGAGUAUUUCAUCGGCCGAAGUAGAUGGGUUGAAUACGCCCCAUACUACGUUUUAGAAUACGAUGGUAGUCAAAUACCAGCUGAAUGGUUUGGAUGGUUGCAUUACAAAACUGACCUUUUACCAUAUUGUGACCCAUCUAGGCCAAACUACAAGUGGAUGCUCGAGCACGAGGAGAAUAUGAGCGGAACGACAGGGCAAUUUAUGCCUUACAGUACCACAAGACCGAAGAUUCACGUAUGGGUUCCGCCAAAAAAUUCAGAUAAUAAAAAUAAUAAAAACUGUUAAUUACUUUGGAUAAAAAAAAUCCAAAAUUAUCAAAAUAUUAUCUUGGAUAUUAAAUAUUGUAUUU
Messenger RNA from Sitophilus oryzae (rice weevil), 567 nucleotides. Its product is annotated as probable NADH dehydrogenase [ubiquinone] 1 alpha subcomplex subunit 12. The transcript has 2 exons. NCBI's taxonomy places the organism in Eukaryota, Metazoa, Arthropoda, Insecta, Coleoptera, Curculionidae. Gene Ontology annotation, biological process: response to oxidative stress; mitochondrial respiratory chain complex I assembly. The record is from RefSeq and is a predicted model, not a curated record. Gene Ontology annotation, cellular component: membrane. Bases 33 to 503 code for a protein of 156 amino acids.